AUGAGUUUCCAACCAGAGCCAGUCUCAUCAGCAUAUCGUCAAAGUAUGGAGGAAAUCGAAAAAGUCCCCGAGGCUGGGGGACCUACUGAAGACUAUGAGAAGGACGCAGAAGCCGUUCAAAGCGCAUCCCACGAUGAAACCGACGUCGAAAGCCAAAGAGCACCACAAACUCUACAAUCUCCACAACUUACAACUGAGAAAUCUGCGAAAGAUCCCAACCUUGUCGAGUGGGAUGGUCCCGAUGAUCCAGAGAAUCCUCAGAAUUUCUCCAAAUCUCGCAAAUGGCUUAUAACUGUGACCAUGUCCUCGAUGACUAUGUGGAUCACCUUCGCUAGCAGUGUGUUCUCAACAGCUACUGAAGUGACUGCUGAGGAGUUCCAUGUAUCAAGUGAAGUUAUGAUUUUGGGUACCAGCCUGACAGUUUUUGGAUUUGCAUUAGGUCCUCUUCUCUGGGCACCUAUGAGCGAGUUAUACGGACGUCGACUGCCGCUAUUCGCUGGUUAUACCAUGUUCGCCAUUUUUCAGAUCCCUGUCGCCGUGGCCCAGAAUAUAGAGACGAUAAUGAUCUGCCGCUUUCUAAUAGGCGUCCUUGGUUGUUCGCCUUUAGCCGUUGUUGGUGGCGCUAUGGUUGAUCUGUGGGACCCCAUAGAGCGUGCCGUUGCUAUCGCCAUGUUCAGCUCUGCUACUUUCCUCGGUCCUACCCUUGGUCCUAUCAUUGGUGGAUUUAUCACAGAAUCCUAUCUAGGGUGGCGCUGGACCGCUUGGAUCACCCUCAUCGCAUCUUCAUUCUUCGGCCUCUGCGCCCUCAUCAUCGUGCCAGAGACAUAUGCCCCGAAACUCUUACAAGAUCGUGCCGCCAGACUGCGCAAGGAGACCAAGAACUGGGCGUACCACUCCUUCCUCGACGAACACAAGCCUACUUUUGGAGAGAUUAUCCAGAAGUAUCUGACGCGCCCCCUUCAGAUGCUUUUCUUGGAACCUAUCCUGCUCUGUUUGACCAUCUACCUGGCCCUAGUUUAUGGCAUACUCUACCUUUUCUUCGAGGCUUAUCCUAUUUCAUUCGGCCAAGUUCGCGGCUGGGAAGACGCAGGCAUCGCCGCCCUCCCCUUCCUCGGUAUCAUGAUCGGUGUCAUACUGGGUGCAGCCUUCAUCAUCAUCACAACCAAGACUCGAUUUGCGCGCAAACUCAAGAAACAUGGCAAGGUCGUCCCUGAAGAGCGUCUCAUUCCAAUGAUGGUCGCCUCGGUUCUUCUACCUAUCGGUCUGUUCUGGUUCGGCUGGACAUCUAAAAAAUCCAUCUCCUGGGUACCACAGGUCAUAGCUGGUAUCCCAAUUGGAAUGGGCAUCUUGGUCAUUUUCAUGCAGGGCCUUAAUUACAUCAUUGACGUCUAUAUGAUGUUUGCCAACUCUGCCAUCGCUGCUAAUACCCUCAUCCGUUCAGUGCUUGGUGGCGCUUUCCCACUCUUCGCUACACAGAUGUAUGAAAAUCUUGGCGUUGAUUGGGCAUCCAGUGUGCUUGGUUUUAUUACCAUUGCUAUGAUUCCUAUUCCCAUCUUGUUCUUUUUCUAUGGGGCUAGGAUCCGUGCCAUGAGUCGCUUUACUCCGAAGUUUUGA
This is a messenger RNA of Penicillium taxi, 1614 nucleotides long. RefSeq names its product MFS transporter. The record is from RefSeq and is a predicted model, not a curated record. Gene Ontology annotation, biological process: transmembrane transport. Gene Ontology annotation, molecular function: transmembrane transporter activity. The coding region runs from base 1 to 1614 and encodes 537 amino acids. NCBI's taxonomy places the organism in Eukaryota, Fungi, Ascomycota, Eurotiomycetes, Eurotiales, Aspergillaceae. The transcript is spliced from 2 exons.